Periconia digitata is the source of this 2129-nucleotide messenger RNA. The record is from the annotation of a GenBank genome assembly. Lineage: Eukaryota; Fungi; Ascomycota; Dothideomycetes; Pleosporales; Periconiaceae.
UCGGAAAGGACAGAAUGUCACAGCUUAGUGCUCAGUUUGUAAAGAAAGGGUUCUGGAUCGACAACACCCGAGGGCCAGUAAUGGGUCGCACAAUCACUACGGACACGCAGACUGGAAAUAUUGUUGUGGCUCUCAUGGCAGUUCUGGCCACGCUAGGGACGAAAAACCUCUGGAAUCUUACAUUAUUUGUGUACCACCAGAUGCGAGUGAGCAACCAGCCUUCUGAUGGUUUCUACAAACAACAACAGGCUAUCAUGCGUAGUCUUACUGGGCCAGUAUCAAUCGCUUCAGACUCUCUCAAACUCUGGUGGAUUUGGAGAAGACGUACCAACAGGACGAUCUCACGAUCUUUACCGCUAUUUGCGCUGGCAGUAAUUUUCGCGGCCGCCACAUUAGUGGUCGGAGUCUUCUCGUCGUAUCUGGUGGACAGUACGGAUAUCAUAGUCCUUGUAUCAAGCCCUUAUUGUCGUCCCAUCUCGUACAGCACCAAGAACGUAACUGCGGCGCAGAGUUACGGCAAUAGCAUUGGUGCAUCAACCAGUCAAUAUGUGAGAGACUGUUAUACCAAUCGAAUCUCAACACCGGAACGCUGCAAAAUCUUUACCCGCUCCACACUACCGUCUCGUCAAGAAAGGAUUGGGUGCCCUUUUGAACAGUCUAUGUGUAAAAACAUUUCUUCGCCAGGCCUUGCAUUCGACACUGGAUUAUUGGAUCUCAAUGAACAUGUGGGUCUCAAUCUAGCCCCCAAAGAUGGAAUGAAAUACCGCCAAACAGCAAAAUGCGCAGUUUUAGAGCUGGAGGGCCACUCUGACAUUACUAAUGCUUCAAACUCCACCACCGCACGCUUGAAAGCAAAUGGUGGCCAAGAUUUCAGUCCGAAUGAGAUGGUAAAGCGAAUCUAUCUCGGCAAGACUGGCUCCGGUAACGUUACGUUUGCGAUCAGACAUGGGCCCAUAGAUUCUCCCCGUACUAACGCUCUUAUUCAAUACUACGAGUCGUUACGGUCACGGGGUAGCGCAGAUAAGUUUGAACCAAUACAGGAACUGAAAGAUAACAACAGUGAUCUGCGAAUCACUAUGUUAUACUCCACCCUUUCUUUCAUGGCGCCUGUAGAUGAUCCGUUGUUUUCAGCUCAUAGGCCCGUCAGGAUGCCAAAGUCGGAUAAUUCGAGCGUUGUCGUUUACAAGACGGACGAACCUGUUUCCGCAUUCGCCUGCCAAUAUCAGUACCAAUUUUGCUUUACUGAUGCAAAGCAGAAGGAUGAAUGCUCGGCCCUCCAGGGCUUGCCGUCGUCAACAGCUUCAUUGAACAUUUCUUCCAUUAACGACGUCCAGCUAUCGUUACUGAACCUUCUCGUAACUUUGUUAGGAAAUACCUUGAGUCGAGAAACUCCAAGCCAGGACGUCUCACCUGGCUUAGUCACCGAGUUGUUGAGUGUACCUUUGCCGAAAGACCAAUGGAUUCGGCAAUUCAAUCUUCUCAACGACGUAGCUGUCAGUCAACUGCCAAUUGGAUUAGAAGCCUACUCAUUAGGGCUAUCGAAUUUCGGUCUAGAGGGUAUAUUCCCAAUGCGGCAGAACGCAACAGCGGUCGACCAAAGCCUGUGCACAUUACAGCGAAUGCAGAGUCCCGGCGGAUUUGUCAACAUCAACGUCUUCGCACUAGCCUUCAUGAGCACGUUUUGCGUCUUGGUCACAGCCCUUGAUCUCUUUCUCCUCAAAUUCCUUGUCUAUUCGGACAAGUUGAGAGGCAUCUUUGCGCCACGCAUCGACUCCUGGAUCCAGGACGGUGUUCUUCAAUUUCAACGCCGUGCAUACGAAGCCCACGGCGAAGGUUCCUGGGAACGGCUUGACAAAGAAGUUCCGGCGACAACAGAUGACGUUCAGCUUGCAACGUUACCAACUGUGUCGAAGCCGUCUUGUAAUUGCUCUGUUGCUUCUUCUUUGCUAGCAAAACGGGCAUCUACGGAGACAUUUGUCAGUUCGAAUUCUCCAUCCAUUCCGCGUAACACACAACCUGAAGUUGCGAGGACAGCCUUGUCAGUUGAGCAUGAUACUGCGGAUGAGCUUACCGACCUGACUGCGAUGAGUUUAAAUGGACCUCCUACUUCCUUCGUGAUGAAGGAGUAG